Messenger RNA from Capronia coronata CBS 617.96, 1488 nucleotides. RefSeq lists its product as uncharacterized. Lineage: Eukaryota; Fungi; Ascomycota; Eurotiomycetes; Chaetothyriales; Herpotrichiellaceae. Gene Ontology annotation, molecular function: DNA-binding transcription factor activity; transcription cis-regulatory region binding. Bases 1 to 1488 code for a protein of 495 amino acids. Gene Ontology annotation, biological process: positive regulation of transcription by RNA polymerase II. The transcript has 2 exons. Gene Ontology annotation, cellular component: nucleus. The record is from RefSeq and is a predicted model, not a curated record.
AUGGAUCUGUUUGAUCUCGACACUUACUUUAGCCGGAUAGUACCUUUGAAAGCGGUACAAAACGUCAUGUUACGGUCAGCGAUGGCUGCCGUAGCUGCCAAUCAAAUUGGCCAGCUGCUAGCCAACCACUCCCCUCGAGAAGACUUACAGCAUCUCUUACCGAUUAUGGGCGAAGAUGGUGCAAUGCAACAUACCGAUUGGUUUUACAAGGCAGCGAAUUACUACGACCGGGGGAUCUCUUAUCUAAGAAUAUUCUUACAACGCUGGUUGAGUGAUUCCAACAAUGAUUGGAUCGGACACACGUCAAGAUCCAACACCACCAGACACGCCUCAGAGACUGGUACCAGGAAUGUCUCUAAUACCGCCUUGCCUCAUAAGCGGCGGAGGAUUAAUGAACAGGAAUCAUCUGGAGCGGAUAUGGAAGCGUUGGUGGCCGCCAUCUCAGUCUUCUCGUUGUACGAGUCACUGGACAACCCUACAGAGGAUUGGUCUCAGCACCUUGAUGGGUUCAAGGCUCUCCUGGAAACCAAGAUCAUCCCUCAAGCCAUGUCCGCCCCGCGUCCCCGACCCGACCCUUUCAUCUCGAUGAAAGCAGGCCGGGCCGCCUUUUGGAAUUUCGCACGUGCCGACUACUUGGCGGCGUACAUCAACCACUCCAAGACCCGGCUUGACCCAGACAAUCUGACCAUGUGGAAGGCCGCCGGGCUGCCAGUGACGGAUGACGGCACCCUGACCUAUAACGACCCAAUCACACCCGGCAGUGCGGUUGUGUCAUAUCGACCUGGAGAUAGGGAGGACCUGGUCUCCUGCACGCUGAUUUGGAUUGUCCUACGGACCAUGAAUUUCAUUGCUCCUCCGGAAGAUGCAGGUGGAAGCACUGCGCACACUCCCAUGAGUCUCGACACUCCGGCGACAAAACCCGGCUCGGAUGCUGGGGGCCCAAACUCCCUCCGAAGCCGGAUUACCCGUUGGAAGCAACUACGGCGCCAACUCGAGGACUGGUACGACAAUCUGCCGUUCACAUUCCAGCCAUACGCGAUAAUGGGGGCGCAGACUCCCUCCGACCAACCACCCGAUCAUCCACCCCGGUUCACCCGCAUUUUCUUCUCCGUCCCCAUGUGCGCGGCGGCCCUACAACUGUACCAUUUCGCACAGAUCUUGUUGCUGCUGAACCAACCUGUCGACGAGAGCGAUACGCGCAAUCUCGCCAACCGGAUCCGGAUGUUUCGUAAGGUGUCGGAAGAGUCGGAGCACCACAGCCGACAGAUAUGUGGGAUCGCUUUGGGCAAGCCUCCGCCCGCUGUUGCCAGACAGAUGGUUCACUCGCUCUAUCUCGCUGGGCUGUGCUUUGAAGCAAAAGAUGAUCGCAUGGUGGUGAUCGAAUUGCUCAAGAAUAUUGAAAGAGAGACGGGUGCAUCGACGGCGCAUCGAGUCAGAGAACUCCGCGAGCAAUGGGGAUGGGAAGAGGAGGUACAGGAGGUACAGUGA